Messenger RNA from Rotaria sordida, 4149 nucleotides. NCBI's taxonomy places the organism in Eukaryota, Metazoa, Rotifera, Eurotatoria, Philodinida, Philodinidae. The record is from the annotation of a GenBank genome assembly.
AUGGAUAUUCCUUAUCAAAUAAUUCCUUAUUGUAUACGUUCAUUGAAUUUUUCAAACAAUUCACUGAUCAAUAACGAAACACAUAUUAUUCAUGGAACAUCAAUUACGUUUGAAACAUUGCAACAAAAUAAUAUAACAAGUGAAAAAUUAUAUUUAUCAUUUGCACCUAUUGAUGUUGUCGAAAGAUAUCAAGCUUUUCUCGAAAAUCCACAUUUGUCUUCAUCGAUGCAAAUAUUUUAUAAUUGUUCGAUACCAUGGUUUGGUGAAUUUUGUCAAUAUACAUUUAAUUCGACAUUAACAUUUAAAGAACUUGUAUCAUCUUUUAGUUCAGCUUAUUCACAUAAUUAUCUAUUUCAACGUGGACCAUGUUAUACAUUCUUAAAAUGUGAUCGAGGUUCAGCACCACCUUGUCUCGACUGGAGAGAAAUAUGCGAUGGUAAGAUCGAUUGUUUGGAUGGAGGUAACGAUGAAUUUGGUUGUGAAGAAUUAAUUACAAACGAAUGCAAGGAGGAUGAAUUUCGCUGUAGUAAUGGAUUUUGCAUUCCAAAAGAAUUUUUUAGCGAUGAGACGUUCGGUCCAGAUUGUAUGGACAGUUCAGAUGAAAUAAGUUCAGGCGCUGACGCAAAUAAUGAUUACCAACGUUGCGAACUGGAUCCAUCAUUCAGGUGUGAAGAGAGAACAUGUCGAAAUGAACGAUGGAUUCCAUGUGCUAAUGGUGAUUGUAGUGUAAAAGCAUGUACUAACAAUCGUCAUCUUCUAUUAUUACAAGCAAAAUUAUCUCGGAAUGCGAAUUCUCAUUUAUCUUUUGAUUGUUGGAUAAGUAUGAUUUGUUUGAGCGUUUAUUUUGAUAAUCGUUUUGAUCUUGUCGAUGAAAUGAAAUGUAGAGAAAAGAAUAUUAGUGAAAGUCUUUUUCGACAAAAUUGUCCAACAUUUUUCUUCUUUCCUGCUCAAUCAAUUAUAUUGAAUCAUGUACGCUUUGCCUAUGAAAAGAAUUUCACAAAUAAAUAUCGAUAUAAUCUCCUUUUGCCUCAUUAUGUAUGUUACGAUCAACAAUUAUGUGAAUGGCUUCCGGCUACUAUUUUGAAAAAUAAUUUAACUUGUCGAACUUUAUCUGAAUUGAACUUAGAUAAAGAAUUGAAAUUACCGGAAUCUUUGGAAUAUAUUAUAUUGAAUUUUUUUCUCAAAUGUUCAACUAUAGUGAAUACAUAUGAUCAGUGUCCGAAAUCAAAACCAUUUCGAUGUGCAAAUUCGUCAAAAUGUCUUUCCUUAAGUCGAAUUCUCGAUGGUAUUCCUGAUUGCUUCCUAGGAGAUGAUGAAAACAUUACAGAUAGCUGCGGCUAUGAUGAACUUCAUUAUUGUCCAUCACAGUCAAUUUCAUCUCAUCGACAAUACCGUUGUUUCAAUGAAACGAAAUGCAUUAAUACUCGGAACGUAUGUGAUUCACAAACAGACUGUAUAUCGGGCGACGACGAAAAUCAAUGGUGUACACAACUCAUAAAUUGGCCAGAUUGGAUGAAGAAAUUUUCUCCUUCUGUACCAUCAGACACUUUCGAUCUUAAUUUAUAUCUGUUACACUUAGGAGAAAGUUCAAAUAAAUUAAAAAUGGUAUAUUUUACACUGAAAAAUCAUCGAAAUUAUCCUGAUAUUGAUGGUAUCAACAACGAAGACAAUUCCAUUGUGACAACAUCUGUCGACAGUGUUCCUUCUGAUAAAUUCACUGUUAAUUGGGAUCAACUGGCCAAUUAUAAUCUAAAGGCAUUUUGUAAUCGUGGAUUUCCAGUCUAUGUCCAUAAUUUAAAAGAACACUAUUGUCUAUGUCCACCAGCCUAUUUUGGAUAUCAAUGUGAAUAUCAAAGUCAACGUGUUAGUCUUACACUACGGUUUCGAACAGCUGAAUUGCGAACAAUGUUCACUUUUGUUAUGAUGCUUAUGGAUGAAAAUGCAAAUAUACAUUCUUCAGAACAAAUUGACUACAUUUCAAUACGUAAUUGUCGAAAAAAAUACAAUUUCUAUCUUCUCUAUUCAACACGACCUAAAAAUUUCAAUCAUACAUAUUAUGUUCGUAUUGAUGUCUACGAUCGCUUAAAAAUGAAAUAUUAUAUUAGUAUGUACUAUCCUAUUCGAUAUUCAUUUUUACCAGUUUAUCGUCUUGUACUACGACUAGAUAUUCCUAUGCGAGAAGUUAUAACUAUAUCAAAUAAUUGUCCAUUGAAAUGUUUACAUGGACAAUGUAGAUAUUUUUUGAAUUCGGAUAAAUAUUUUUGUCAAUGUGUUAAUGGCUAUUCUGGAAUGUUAUGUACAAUUAAGAAUUCUUGUAAUUGUUCAUCAGAUUCGAUCUGUAUUGGAGUUGUUCAAAAUCGAUCGAUAUGUAUUUGUCCUCAUGGUAAAUUUGGACCACGUUGUUAUUUGAAAAGUACAGUAUGCAUCUCGAAUCCUUGUUUGAAUAAUGGUCGAUGUAUUAUUGGUGAUGAAAAAUUUUCUAAAACUGAAUACUAUUGUCUUUGUCCAGAAGGUUUCAUGGGUGUUCUAUGUGAAAUUAACCAGACUAAAAUCGAAUUUAUUUUUGAAAAAUCAAUACCUGUUCCACAAUCAAUUCUUAUUCAUUUUUUCUAUGUUUCAUCAAUACCUUAUCAACCUGCAUAUCUACAUCUUGCUGAUCCAAUACGAACAACUUUGAUAUCAAAAAUUAAAUCCUAUGAGCAUUCUACUUUCAUUUAUUAUGGAGGAACAUUUCAUAUGAUAUUUGUCGAAUUCAAUGAACAUCGUUAUCUUGCUUUCCUUCAACAGAAUUCUACAUUGGCAAUGAAUAUUUCAAUAACAAUUAUUCCUCAACAUCAAUGUGCAUCAAUUAAAGAAUUGCUCGAUGAUCAUAUUCAAACCUUACCACGAUGGCAUCGAGCCAAAUAUUAUCAUGUUCCAUGUCAAAAACAUUCAAAUCUUGUCUGUUUCUAUGAUAACGAUUAUUUUAUGUGUCUAUGUGAUAUUGAUCGACAUGCAAAUUGUUUCAAAUUCGACUACAAACCUGUUUAUAAUUAUUUAGGAUCGAAUUUUUGUACAAAUGAUGGUCAAUACUAUCUAGAUAAUAAUACUUGUCCAACAUCAUCAUCAUGUUUUUGUAAAGACUGUUAUUAUGGUAGUCGAUGUCAAUUUACAACGAAAGGAUUCGGUCUAUCACUCGAUGAUAUUCUUGGUUAUAGUAUUUGGCCUAAUUUUUCUUUUUCGAAACAACCAAUCAUAGUGAAGCUGUGUACAAUUGGAACGAUAUUGAUGUUUUCAAUUGCUAUUGUGAAUAGUAUAUUGUCUAUAGUCACUUUUCAAACAAAAAAGUCACUUAAAAUAGGUUGUGGUAUUUAUCUACUUGGAUCAUCAAUCACAUCUUUGCUUACAAUGACAAUAUUUACUAUAAAAUUUGUUUUACUUCUCAUUUCUCAAAUGUCAAGAAUUACUAAUUAUUCUUUUCUUAAAUCAAAUUGUCUUUGCUUAGAUAUACUCUUGAGAUCAUUUUUGGCUAUCGGAGAUUGGUUAAAUGCUUGUGUGAGUAUUGAACGAACAUUGACCAUUCGACUCGGAAUCAGUUUCAAUAAAGUAAAGAGUAAAGAAAUCGCUAAAAAAAUUGUGUUGGGAAUAUAUUUAUCAGUCUUUGCAAGUUUUAUUUAUGAUCCUAUUUAUCGUCGUUUACUUGAAGAGACAGAAGAACAACGAAUAUGGUGUGUAGUUCAUUAUCCAUCAUCGGUACGAAUUUUUGCCACAUUUAAUAAUGUUUUUCAUUUUAUUGUACCUCUUACUAUCAAUUACAUUUCAACUGUAUCCAUAAUUAUUCUAAUAGCUCAACAAAAAUCGAAGACUCGCAAACAAGAAACCUAUAAACAACAUCUAUGGCAACAAUUUCAUAAACACAAACAUCGAUUAUUGAGCUCAUUUAUUUUAGGUAUCAUUGCUCUACCUCGUCUAGUUAUUUCACUUAUGUCCAAUUGUAUGAAAUCUGCUCGAAAUCCUUGGCUAUAUGUCUGUAGUUAUUUUAUUUCAUUUAUUCCACCAUCAAUUAUAUUCAUACUUUAUGUUCUCCCAUCUGAGUUCUAUCGAAAAGAAUUCAAUAAAGCAACUGUUGGUAUUAGAAAAACGAUUCAAACUCAAUUCCGGUGCAAAUAA